Molecule: messenger RNA, 1817 nt
Organism: Ictidomys tridecemlineatus (thirteen-lined ground squirrel)
Lineage: Eukaryota; Metazoa; Chordata; Mammalia; Rodentia; Sciuridae
Gene: Aaas
Product: aladin WD repeat nucleoporin
Biological process (GO): nucleocytoplasmic transport
Cellular component (GO): nuclear pore
Molecular function (GO): protein binding
Source: RefSeq, a predicted model, not a curated record
UCUUCCCUUCACUUCCGUUGAACAUCGCGUCGUCGUUUGUCCUGUGCGACUACCCGUCCGCAUACGAAUCUAACCCGGGAACUGAGUCGGAGGGGCGCGGUCUGUGCAGUUACUUUCCUGGAUCUAGCCGACUUCUGACGUCCUCCUGACUUGCAAGAUGUGCUCCCUGGGGUUGUUUCCCCCCCCGCCGCCUAGGGGUCAAGUCACCCAGUAUGAGCACAAUAACGAGCUGGUAACGGGCAAUGAUUACGAGAGCCCGCCUCCCGACUUCCGGGGCCAGUGGAUCGAUCUUCCUAUUCUACAACCGAACAAGGAUCUGCUAAAGACCCCUGGGAGGCUGGACCAAAGCACAAGAACUGCUUUCAUCCAUCACCGGGAACAAGUGUGGAAGCGGUGUAUCAACAUUUGGCGUGAUGUGGGCCUUUUUGGAGUGCUGAAUGAAAUUGCAAACUCAGAGGAAGAGGUUUUUGAAUGGGUGAAGACGGCAUCCAGCUGGGCCCUGGCACUCUGUCGUUGGGCCUCCUCCCUCCAUGGGUCCCUGUUCCCUCAUCUGUCUCUCAGGAGUGAAGAUCUGAUUGCUGAAUUUGCCCAAGUCACAAAUUGGUCCAGCUGCUGCUUGAGGGUCUUUGCAUGGCAUCCUCACACCAACAAGUUUGCGGUGGCCCUGCAGGAUGACACCAUUCGUGUGUAUAAUGCCAACAGCACUAUAAUUCCUUCCCUGAAGCAUCGGCUACAGCGAAAUGUGGCAGCUCUGGCCUGGAAGCCUCUCAGUGCCUCUGUCUUGGCUGUGGCCUGCCAGAGCUGUAUUCUCAUAUGGACUCUAGACCCCACUUCCUUGUCUACCCGACCUUCUUCUGGCUGUGCCCAGGUAUUAUCUCAUCCUGGACACACACCUGUCACCAGCUUGGCCUGGGCCCCCAGUGGGGGGCGGCUGCUCUCAGCCUCACCUGUGGAUGCUGCAAUCCUGGUAUGGGACAUCUCAACAGAGAUCUGUGUCCCGCUUCCAUGGUUUCGAGGAGGCGGAGUUACUAACUUGUUGUGGUCCCCAGAUGGCAGCAAAGUCCUGGCCACCACUCCUUCAGCUGUCUUUCGAGUCUGGGAGGCCCAGAUGUGGACUUGCGAGAGAUGGCCCACUCUGUCAGGGCGCUGUCAGACUGGCUGCUGGAGCCCAGAUGGAAAACGACUGCUGUUCACUGUAUUGGGGGAACCACUGAUUUACUCCUUGUUAUUCCCAGAACGUUGUGGUGAGGGGAAAGGGCGCGUUGGAGGUGCAAAGUCAGCGACGAUUGUGGCAGAUCUGUCUGAAACAACAAUACAGACACCAGAUGGUGAGGAGAGGCUCGGGGGAGAGGCCCAUUCCAUGGUCUGGGACCCCAGUGGGGAGCGUCUGGCUGUGCUUAUGAAAGGAAACCCACGGGUACAGGAUGGGAAACCAGUCAUCCUCCUUUUUCGUACUCGAAACAGCCCUGUGUUUGAGCUGCUUCCUUGUGGCAUUAUCCAGGGUGAGCCAGGAGCCCAGGCCCAGCUCAUCACUUUCCAUCCUUCCUUCAAUAAAGGGGCCCUGCUAAGUGUGUGCUGGUCCACAGGCCGGAUCGCCCACAUCCCUUUGUACUUUGUCAAUGCCCAGUUUCCACGUUUUAGUCCAGUGCUUGGCCGGAGCCAAGAGCCCCCAGCUGGUGGAGGCUCUGUUCAUGAUCUGCCACUAUUUACUGAGACAUCCCCAAGCUCUGCCCCUUGGGACCCUCUCCCAGGGCCACCAACUCUUCAGCCCCACUCUCCUCAUUCCCACCUCUAAUUAAAGGUUUGUUUUCCAUUCA